UGUGAAAUUAUUAUUUGUGCGAAAAUUUUGAAUCCGUGAUUUUAAUUGAUGUUGGAUUACAUUUAAUGAAAAUCAUUUUUGUUUGAUACAGUUGGAUGGUUUCAUGUGUUUAACAAUAGAUAGAAGUGGACUAGUUUAAUUUUGAAAUCACCAGUUCUCGGCAAUGAUACAUGUUUACAAGUGAUAUAGUGAUCGGAUACAGCUACAGAUUCGGAUAUUAUUUGAUUGACUUAUUUCCGGAUACAUUAAUUGUAAAUUCAGAAAGAUGCACGUAAGGUCACGUGUUGCUAGAGACCCUUUACAAGCGUCUGAAGGUAACAGAGAGUUCAAGAUGGCCGACACAACGAUUUCUCCGAAUGGAAAUAAAGUGGCCGACGUGAGCAUGUAUAACGGCCACCCUUAUGGAAAGGACACGAUUAUAACGACUAAAACUGGUGAUCUGAUGAAAUCACCGUCGAUAUCUUCACAAGAUAGUUGUACAAAAUUGACACUUGAUAAAACGGACGAUGACAUCACGUGUUGUGCACGUGACAGUGCUGCGUAUUCUGUGCUUAAACUUGCCGUAUGUUUCGUCUGCGGAAUAAUAUUUGGAAUGAUGUUUACGUAUAGUCGAGUGUUCGAACCGAAGACAAUACGGUCACAGAUGGUGUUUGAAAACUUUAUUAUGUUGAAGAUGUUUCUGUCCGCUGUCUGUGCUGGUCAGAUUGUGUUUUGCUUUUUGUCGGUUUUACCUGCUACAAAGAAAUUAUUUAAAGAAGCAAUUGAAGAAUAUGUCACGUGUUUUAGUUCAAAGGGCAUUCUUACCAGCGGUGUUGGGGCAUUCAUUCUGGGUUGUGGAAUGACACUGUCAGGGGCCUGUCCCGGAAUGGUCCUCGCUCAAGUAGGCUCCUGGGUGCCAAACUCAAUAUUCACAUUACUGGGCUGUUUAGUCGGCGCAUUGUCAUACGGGCUUCUGGCACCGGCCAUAGAGAGCAAGACGAAGCCAAAGAAAAAAUUAAAAUAUCAAACGUUACACCAGACGUUGAACUGGCCAUACAUUGCCAUAGCUUUGCCAAUGAGCGUGAUGCUUUUCAUAGUAGUCUUUGUAUUGGAAUAUUUCUGGGACUACGAAAAAGAUAUCAAACAAAUUGGUAGGACCCCACCGCCUUAUGAUAAUAUUUUCACAGCCAGUGCUUGGAGACCGUCCAUUGCAGGUGCAAUUAUUGGAGUUAUUCAGUUACCACUUAUAUUUACUGUACAUGACACAAUGGGCGGGUCUACAAGUUACGUCACAAUCGUUUCACAAUGGGUCGUCACUGACAAACUCCAGAAAAUGUUCCCAUAUUUAGCGUCGAAACGCUGCGGACUCGGCAAUUGGUGGCAGGUCUUAUAUGUUGGCGGAGCUAUUCUAGGAGCGUCACUGGCUUCAAUAGCUUCGGAUACCAUGGCAACGUCAAGAGGGGCAAAUUUACCCACGGCACUUUUUGGUGGAAUAUUGAUGCUGUGGGGAGCACGAUUCGCUGCCGGCUGCACUAGCGGCCACGGUCUUUCCGGAAUGGGUCUUCUUGCCUGGUUGUCAUUCAUUGCUGUUCCAUGUAUGUUCGCGGGUGGAAUUGUAACAGCCUUCUCAAUGCAGGCGACAGGAGCACUUGACGAUUACGUCACUUCCACGUUUGACACAUAGACUGAAAAAGACAUGACUUCCUGUCAAAGGAUAUUUGGCCGUGAUAUAUUAUUUAUUCAAGAUUUUCAUUAUGGCCCACAUGCCACUCUUUGAAUAACAUAUUGCCAUUUGUUAUCCCACAAUUCAAUUCGCUCAAAGGAUGUGCUAUAUUUUCUUAAUUACGAUCGCAAAGGAUAGUUCUUUUAUCAUAUGCAAAGGAUAGUUCUUUAUUCGUUUGCAAAGAAAGGAUAGUGCUUAUGUCUUCCAUAGUGAGAAUUUGGUUCUGUAUUGACGUGUUUCAUACCGGAAAUAAUAGCCUUAUUUAAGUCUCCGGUUUUCAGGAUAUGACAAUGUAGUACCUUUAAAUCAAGUGGUCAGUUCGUAUCAUUACUUAAGUCUAUUAUCCGACAACUUUUGACCAUUGUAAGGCUCAUUGCAUGGACACAUAGAUUGUUUAAAAUUUGGGACUAUAAUUUCGGGUAUAUAGUGGUGAAAAAUGAAAUAUUGAAAUAAGAAUCAUCUGUGAUGGAAAAUGAAGAAGAUGGAAGUCUUUACUGAUGCGAAUAAUUUGUAUAGCGUGCAUAUAAGCAAAAACAUUAAGUUACGCUUGAUUAAGCGCCAAACUUGAGUGCUGUGAGUUAAAUGCAUAAUAACAAGAGGACAGUUCUUUCUACCAGACAAAAUAACGUGUCUGCGUUUUUUUAAUCCGGUGAUAAUCCAUGUUUGAAUGACUAUACUUUAGUACAUGUAUAACAGUAUUAAUAUUUAGUCACAUGAUACCUCUGUUUAUGACGUAUGUAGUGGUAUAUUACCCGGAUAUCCGGAUAUGCAAAUUUCGGGUAUACAAAAAUUUGGAUAUGCAAAAAUAUCGGAUGAAAUUUUCAUUCUGCAUAUUGUAAAGUCUUAGUUUCAUCCCAGGAAAAUAUAUUUGCAGUAUGCUUGCCAUUAUUGUUUUAAUGCUGAUACUUAUUUCAAAUCAAAAUCUAACUAAUUACUCUUUAUGAUCAUGAAUUGCUCAAUUUUUAUGGUGUCCUAGCAAGAAGCAUGUCGUACUUUUUGAUUCGUUUUUAUUUUAGUUUUGUUUCUAGCCUUUACAACGUAAAUGAGUAAAGUUUAGUAAGUUUUGUAAUAUAAAAUAUAAUAUUUUUCAAUCAUUCUUCAUUCCAAUACAUAAAUCUUAAAAAAUGUAUGCAUAAAUCGUAUCCAAACUUAAUUGAUUUUUCUGAAUCCGCAAUAUUUAGAAGACCAGUUACAAUGUAAAACAAACAUGGCUUAUAUCACCUAGAACUAAUUUUGCUUUAAAAUCUGUGUACAUUUUUAUUUUUUUAAAUGAAAUCAAUAUUUGACACUUUCUCACUGUAUUUACACAAAUUUCCGAAGUUUUGAUUGCAUUAAAUUUUUGUCAAAAUGUACCAAAGAUUUUGAAAAAGGCUUCAUUAGUUGUUGUUUCCUUAACGCAUUACGAUAUCGCAAAAUAUCACUUAAAAAACUUAACUAUUAUGAUAUUGGCAAGACAUUGCUGCUUGCACUGACAUUUUAUUAGAAUAAGAAACAAUAACAACAUUUAUUAUUCAUAUAAAGGCGAAUUACAAAAGAAGAGUUGCUAUAUAAUAGCUCUUAAGUAUUUCGGAGCGACCAUUCGUUCUGCUACUCCGUAUCUACCUCAUUCACUUGUUAUCGCUUUUGUAGAAAUGUAGUGUUAGAUUUUACACGCAUGCGUUUAGGCAGCGUUUGAUCGCGCAUGCGCAUGGGAAGCAUCUUGCAACGCAUGUGAUUUCAAAUGAGAAGCAUCAGACCGGAUUUGCGCCUGCGCGAGAGAUGCGUCUUAACGCGCAUGUGCCAUGACAUAUUUUGCGCUUAUAUUUGAUUGCUCGGUUAACAUGUUUGAGAUAUAAUCGAAUAUAAAAGAAAAGAAAUGAAUACAAUAAGCGGAAACCCUUUGGAAUUUUUGAAAUUAAAUUAUAACUUUUUAACUCUCCAUUUGUAUGUUAUUUCCUUCACCUCCUUAUAAUACAACAAAAUAUCUGAAACUAUACUUUGUUGUAAAUCUAUUUUAAAAUUUAUAUGAGUGAAGUGUUUUACCAGAGGAAAUGGGUUACGUUUGCACUUUUUUUCGGACACAAAUGUACAGUUUGUUACCACUUUUGAUGCAUCGGUGAUUUUGAUUUGUUGUUACUAUAAAUAUAAUAUUGACUUUGUUUCUAUUUAUAGCAUGACGCCAUAUUGAAAAUACGUUUUGUACACUUGUCAAAAUAAAAUACAUUGUAUUUGUAAAUACUGUAAAGAAAUGUGUUGAUUUUAUGUUUGUUGAUGUUAUUUGAA
This is a messenger RNA of Ruditapes philippinarum (Manila clam), 3964 nucleotides long. Its product is annotated as thiosulfate transporter TsuA-like. Lineage: Eukaryota; Metazoa; Mollusca; Bivalvia; Venerida; Veneridae. The transcript has 11 exons. The record is from RefSeq and is a predicted model, not a curated record. Gene Ontology annotation, cellular component: plasma membrane. Bases 266 to 1663 code for a protein of 465 amino acids.